AAUUGACUGUUCUUUUCAAUCUAUUGUUGCUUGCAUUUGCCUUUGUCUUCUGUCUUGAUAUCGGGUAGAAAAAAGAACGGAGGAGGAGACAAUCGUGAGCAGAGUUUGUAGAUCCAUCGAGAUCUGCUCUACCAGAAUCGCCCGCCGAAAUUUAGAGCGCUCUAUUUUUGUCACAUGCUUCUUUCUAAGUGGAAUUAUUCAAAUAAUUAAUGUAAAAGAAGAGAAAACAAUGAAUUAAAGAGUGCGCGUGGAGUGGAGAGAUGAAUGUGAGCCAUGCGUCUGUUCACCCGGUUGAAGAUCCUCCGACGACGGGCGGCGGAAAUAAUAACAACAACGGGCCGAGAGUUAGGAUGAAGGAUGUACAAGGAAUGCCUGGCACGAAAGGGGGCCUCGCAUUGCGUGUCUCUCAGUUUUUCUUUGCGGCUGCGGCACUUGCUGUUAUGAGCACCACCAGUGACUUCCCUUCUGUCACUGCUUUCUGCUAUCUUGUUGCUGCUGCUGGUUUGCAAUGUUUGUGGAGCCUUAUGUUAGCUAUUGUGGACAUAUAUGCCCUCUUGGUGAUGCGCUCCCUGCAAAACUAUCAAGUUGUCAGCUUGUUUGCUGUUGGUGAUGGGAUCACAUCCACUCUUACAUUUGCUGCAGCUUGUGCUUCUGCUGGCAUCACAGUCCUUAUUGAUAACGAUCUUAACAGCUGUUCUGAGAAUCACUGUUUGCAGUUUGAAACAGCUACAGCCAUGGCUUUCAUUAGCUGGUUCACUGCAUUACCUUCUUUUCUCCUGAAUUUUUGGUCGCUGGCAUCCCGAUGACAAAAGAGAAUAACUGAAAAACGAGAAAAAGGGAAGAAUGAUGAUACUGGCCAUUUUUGUUAAGACGAACUGAAAUACAUGGUCUUGUGUAAUCUUCAUAAUUGUUGUACACUCCAAUUCCCAAAGCUUGAAUUCACUUCUGAUCCCUCCUGAAUGUUCUGUAAAUCAGGAUGCAAUGUAAAUAUUCCAUUGUCUAUUACCAAGGAAAUGAAUUUGAUUGAACCACUAUGGUGUGUAUGUUCAAUUUGGAAUAUCUGAAUAUGAAACCGUGUGAUGUUUGAAGAGUGUU
Molecule: messenger RNA, 1095 nt
Organism: Manihot esculenta (cassava)
Lineage: Eukaryota; Viridiplantae; Streptophyta; Magnoliopsida; Malpighiales; Euphorbiaceae
Product: CASP-like protein 5A2
Exons: 4
Coding region: 261-806 (181 amino acids)
Cellular component (GO): plasma membrane
Source: RefSeq, a predicted model, not a curated record